AUGCCCACAAUAAAACUACAGAGCUCUGAUGGGGAAAUCUUCGAAGUGGAUGUUGAGAUUGCCAAACAGUCUGUAACCAUUAAGACCAUGUUAGAAGGUAAGUGAUUGUAAACUCUAUGAUCUUCUCUCCUAACAUCAUAUCACUGGUAAUCUUAGAGAUGUGAACUCAGGUCGUUGAAUAUUGGACUAAUGAUAUUCACUGUUUCCAUGACAGAUUUGGGAAUGGACGAUGAAGGAGACGAUGAUCCAGUUCCCCUCCCCAAUGUAAAUGCUGCCAUCCUUAAGAAGGUACAGAACAAAUACACCAUUACAGGACUUGACACUAACUUUUUUCACAAGGAGCACAUGUCCUCCUAAGUUGAAAGAGUAAAGAGCACAUGAAGAACUUUAAUUUAACUUUAAUUUAAGCGAUCAAGUAAUGUUUGUCUUAUUGGCCGACAUAAGUACUAUUAUUAUUAGUAGUAGUAUUAGUCCUUUUGGUCAUGUGACAUGGAAGCUAUUGAAGGAAAACAGCCAUUUUUGAGAACAUUAACUGGUAAUUUAUUGAUGGUCCCUUAUUCAACACCCGACGUUGACAGCGAGGAUGCUGAGUAGAUUUAACCGCGCUGCUGUUGCCAUUCCCGGUUAUGGAGAGUGAGAAGACCCCGGUAGAUCCACAGUGAAUGUCAGUCGAAUAUCCAACCUAAAACUAACUUCACCGCGGUAUUUACAUGAAAACACAUUUGUUGCCUGGGCGAAUUUUUUUAUGCGCACAUGUGCCUUUAAAUACAUUAUUUUACAACUCGCACUCAUCUAUUUUUAGUGAAACGGUCGCACUGUCGAGCCCUGCAUUCAUCAGAUUGUGUUUUUGAGUGUCUACUGAACUAUGAAUGGAAAGUGGUCAUACUCUAAUCCUUCACAAUCGAAGUUUCUGGUUGUUAGAGCUAAAUGGCUGAAAAAAUAAUCCGGCACCUAAGAGUAUGUUGGUUUUUCCUUGCCCUCUGGUGAAACUAUGAUCCUGUCUUUUGCGUGGAUGGAAGCUGUGUACUUUUAUAUUUUCAAGUGGGAUCCUUUAAUGAAACUUUGUGUGUGUUUCAGGUGAUUCAGUGGUGCACCCAUCACAAAGAUGACCCCCCUCCUCCUGAGGAUGAUGAGAACAAAGAGAAGAGGACAGAUGACAUUCCUGUAUGGGACCAGGAGUUCCUCAAAGUGGACCAAGGCACCUUGUUUGAACUUAUUCUGGUAAAUACAGCAAGUACCUUCAUAACACAUUUACAUGACACUGAAAUGGUCAUUUCCCAAAGGUUUGCACUCACUUUUACUCACUGGCAUUUGAUCCGCUACAUGAACUGAAACCAAAAGUACAACUAUCGUUUUUGAUGGUCAACAGUAUUACAGAUUGUGUCUUUUAUUUUUUAGAGUUUCCAGUGUUGUUCAUUCAUAGAGAUUUCCACACAGACACCCACUAGAAGUGUGUUCUCUAAGCAGUGGUUUGUAAGCGUGAAGGUAUUAACUGGAUUACAGUAGGCACCAAAGCUUGAGCCCCCAAAGCAAGAAUUUGGAUCAUGUGUUUAAAGCCUAAUUUAGUAUCUAAGCUCUUUGCGGUAAAUGAAUCAGAACAACUUUUAUUAUGAGUACAAGAUUCUAUGUGACUGAUAUUUUUCUGUGUUAUAAUCCAAACUACACUUAUGAUUUUUACACAUAGAGGGAAUACUCUGUUUACUUUUUUGAGGAAGUUUACCCCUGAACAAGUUUGUCACACAAAAGAAUUGAGCAGGGUGGGAUCAGAUUAUUGCCUGGUUAUGGUAGAAUUUUCCAGGAUAUGUCUUUCGUUUUGAAAACUGUCCUUACAGAUCUCCUUUCUCGCUCAGUACCCGUCUUUGUCAAGUCAUUGUGAAGUUAAAUGAGCUUGUAUCUUCCUUUUGUUGUCUUUUCCAUUCUCUGCUGAGACGGAGUGCCAAGCGUUUUCAUUUGCUUAACAGGGGUAGUAGAAAAAAGGUUGCUUAGCAACAGUUGAGAGAUAGGUGUGGGCAAGUGCUCGAAAAGAGGCAGGGAUUUUAAAACACAGUUUCAAGGUGGGACAUGAAAUGUUUUGAUCUUGUACUUGAACAGUGAGUUUUCUCUGGGCCGCUGGUGAAGGUAAACACUCAAGACACGUGAAAGGUAACCUAAGAAGUUUGGGAGUGAUUGAGAAAUUGGUGUAAGACGUUGUGUGCUUCCAGGAAGUGAAACACAAGUAGUUCGAGUCAUUUGAGUUGUUAAGCCCCCCUCUGGCUGUUUUUAAAUGUAACUCUAUUCACAAAGCUUGAGGACGUAGGGAGGCCAGUGAAAAUGAAGUCAGGCAGGAUUAUGUCCACUCCAUGUUCAGUCAUUGGGUUUCAGACGAGUGAUUUCAAGCUAAUGUUUAAGCCCAGUGAUUUACCCUAACUAAAAGAUACGACAGGGAGAAGAAGCUGCAGUAAUGUUUUCAUAUUUACAUACCUGAAUAUGGCAGUAUUGUACAAAACAAGUAAUAUGAACAACAUUAUAUCAGGAUAAAACCGUAAUCGCACUGAAUGUCCAUAAACAGCAGUGCAGUCACUAAUAUUCCCAGAUGUCGGUCAGACCCGGUGGGAUUAAAUCUGUACUGGACUGGGGUGUACUGGGAAGAGUUCACUCCCCUUGUUCAUUUAUUUGAGACAGCUGCAUUCCCCCCACCCCCACCUCUAAACCUCCCUCACACUCAGCCAAGAACAAAAUGAAAAAGUGUAUUUUCAAAUAUUUGAGCCUUCAGUUUCACUCACCUAUUACACACACACACUGACAGCCCUAUUCCUGAAUAUUUGGCCCCUCUCACAGUGAAUUCAGUGUUAUCAACAUGAUCUGUGUCUGUUUCAUGACAUUUGAUUUGUAUGUCUUCUGCAUUUUCACUCAGGACCUUAACUCAGCAUCAGAUAGGCUGCUGUAAACUGUGAAACAUGGCUGUAGUUUCUGUGAUUUUCUCAGUUUUUAUAUAUAUUUUUAGACUUUCAAGCCCUGUCAUUAAAAAUCAGCUGGUGCAGUACAGCAGAGUCCUCUGAUUGCACAACUUGACUUGCAGCAAUGAUGGGCAGGAAUUCUCCGAUUCACAAAGGUCCCCAAAUAAUGAAGUUAUUAAGUCCCAAACAGGUUUUUGGUUCGUUGUCAUGUGUUCACAAAACACGGGAUCUCCUGCUCUCUAGCUAGCACAGAAGUUUCUUCCCUUUUCUCCCCCGUCAGUCUACAGAGUCUUGUAAAGGUGUAUACAGCCUGUCAUUGACGCUGUUCUUCCUCACUUUGAAGCUUGCAGACCCAAACAGGUGAUUGUAAAGCUGGAAGUGUAAAGACAUGUUUGUGCCACUUCUGAGAACAGAGUGAAGCUCUUGAAAAAUGUCCAAAUCGAGCGAGAAGGGCUCGUCGGUCGAGGUUUGUUAAAAUGAGUGGAAUUUAGUGCUGAAGCUGACCUCGCCUGUGACUGUUGAAUGUUUCGCUUCUGUCCCUGGGACCAGAGUACCGGUUCUUCCGUCUGUGACUAAUACACUCAGGAUUGACAAGUACCUCAUACAACCUGGAGUAAAAAUAGAAAAGAAGUAGACUUUUAUAAAAUCAGCGGGACAGAUUCUUGUUGUUUCGAAUAAAGGCCUGGUGACAUGCAGUUUGUUUUCAACUGACACAGUGGAAAUAAAGAUGUGAGAAGCUGUUAUCGUGCUCUCUAUCACACAUCAAAAUGAAACCACAGUGACCACAUGUUCAGAGGCCUUUAACUCGAUAUUUUUGUCGCCAAGCGAUCACACCUUACAGCGUUUUUUUUUGUUUUUGCUCUCUGCUCCUCUUCAUGUCGCGGUUUUGUUUUUCCUGUUUUUUAGGCCGCCAACUAUUUGGACAUCAAAGGCCUCUUAGACGUCACCUGCAAGACGGUGGCUAACAUGAUCAAAGGCAAAACCCCAGAGGAGAUCAGGAAGACUUUCAACAUCAAAAAUGAUUUCACAGAGGAGGAGGAGGCCCAGGUACUUGUUCUGUCUUUUUUUUUUGCCUCUCUGUCAUGAAAUGAGCAGAUGCUGCAUCAGUUGUUAAAAAUGAAUACAUCACUCAGGACGGGUGUGAAGUUAAAGGGAAAUGACCGUGUUUUUUUUUAUUAUUUGUGCUGCACAGGUACGCAAAGAGAACCAGUGGUGUGAAGAGAAGUAA
Xyrichtys novacula (pearly razorfish) is the source of this 4164-nucleotide messenger RNA. The record is from the annotation of a GenBank genome assembly. Lineage: Eukaryota; Metazoa; Chordata; Actinopteri; Labriformes; Labridae.